Molecule: messenger RNA, 2308 nt
Organism: Pterocles gutturalis (yellow-throated sandgrouse)
Lineage: Eukaryota; Metazoa; Chordata; Aves; Pterocliformes; Pteroclidae
Gene: PIP5K1C
Product: phosphatidylinositol-4-phosphate 5-kinase, type I, gamma
Exons: 17
Biological process (GO): phosphatidylinositol metabolic process
Molecular function (GO): phosphatidylinositol kinase activity
Source: RefSeq, a predicted model, not a curated record
GUCUGGCGCUGAAGAAGGCAGCUAUCACUGAGGGACCAUCGCUACCAGGACAGCCUGGCCAAGGAAAGAAGAUAGGUCAUCGAGGCGUUGAUGCUUCUGGUGAAACCACCUACAAAAAGACCACCUCAUCCACUCUGAAGGGGGCCAUCCAGCUAGGGAUUGGAUAUACUGUCGGCAAUCUGAGCUCCAAGCCAGAGAGAGAUGUCCUGAUGCAGGACUUCUAUGUGGUGGAGAGCAUUUUUUUCCCAAGCGAAGGCAGUAAUCUCACCCCGGCUCACCAUUAUGCUGACUUCAGGUUCAAGACCUAUGCACCUGUAGCUUUUCGGUACUUCCGAGAACUCUUUGGGAUUCGUCCGGAUGAUUAUUUGUAUUCAUUAUGUAAUGAGCCUCUGAUAGAGCUGUCCAACCCUGGUGCCAGCGGCUCCCUCUUCUAUGUCACCAGCGACGAUGAAUUCAUCAUAAAAACUGUGAUGCACAAGGAAGCUGAAUUCCUACAGAAGCUCCUUCCUGGCUACUAUAUGAAUCUGAACCAGAACCCACGGACACUGCUGCCGAAGUUUUAUGGACUGUACUGUGUGCAAUCAGGGGGCAAAAACAUCCGCGUGGUCGUGAUGAACAACAUUCUGCCUCGUGUGGUGAAAAUGCACCUGAAAUUUGACCUGAAAGGCUCGACCUAUAAACGCCGGGCAUCCAAGAAGGAAAAAGAGAAGUCCAGCCCUACGUACAAGGAUCUAGACUUCAUACAAGACAUGCCCGAGGGCCUGAUGCUGGAUGCAGACACUUUCAGUGCUUUGGUGAAAACGUUGCAACGAGACUGUCUGGUUUUGGAAAGUUUUAAAAUCAUGGACUACAGCCUCCUGCUUGGGGUUCAUAACAUAGACCAGCAAGAACGGGAGCGACAGUCAGAGGGAGCCCACAGCACGUCGGAUGAGAAGCGUCCCGUAGGGCAGAAGGCACUUUACUCCACGGCCAUGGAGUCCAUCCAGGGUGGGGCUGCCCGGGGGGAGUCCAUAGACACAGAUGACACGAUGGGAGGAAUCCCAGCAGUGAACGGCAAAGGAGAGCGUCUCCUCCUGCAUGUAGGAAUAAUAGAUAUCCUUCAAUCCUACAGGUUCAUCAAGAAGCUGGAACAUACCUGGAAGGCCCUUGUCCAUGAUGGGGACACGGUGUCAGUACACAGACCCAGCUUUUAUGCAGAGAGAUUCUUCAAAUUCAUGACCAACACAGUGUUUCGAAAGAAUUCCUCUCUGAAGUCGUCCCCCUCAAAGAAAGGGCGCAGUGCCUUGCUAGCUGUCAAGACGGCUGGUCCCACGGCUGCUUUCUCAGCUAGCCAGCUUCCCUCUGAAAAGGACGAAACGCAGUAUGAUCUUCGUGCGGCCAGGAGUUACCCCACCCUUGACGAUGAAGGCAGGCCAGACCUGCUACCCUGCACACCUCCUUCCUUUGAAGAAGCUACCACGGCCUCCAUUGCCACGACGCUAUCUUCAACAUCUCUCUCUGUUCCCGAGCGAUCCCCUUCGGAGACCUCUGAGCAGCCCAGGUACAGGAGGCGCACACACUCCUCGGGGCAGGAUGGCAGGUCACACGAGGAGGUGCGGGUCGAGGAGGAGCUUCAGCAGAUCAGUGUCGAGCUGGAGCCCAAGUGUGAUGUUGAGAUCAUAGCUCCUGAAGAUGACAAAGAAGAGGUGGCUUCAGCCUGUGCCAUUGUCACAUCCACAGCUACGAUAGAGGUGGAGACCGCCAGCCAGGCCUCCGAACCAGCCAGCCAGGCCUCGGAUGAAGAUGACGUGCCAGUCACAGACAUCUACUUUCCGACAGACGAGAGGAGUUGGGUUUACUCCCCGCUUCACUAUAGCGCUCAACUCCACUCUGUCUCCGAUGAGGAGAGCGAUACAUAAUCUCUAUGCAGACACAGAAGCCCCAGAGAGCAGCGAUUCCCUCUGCAGGUUGAUGUGUUCCCUUUUCGUUGAUGCAGCCGUUCCAGUGGGAUGGGGAAGAGCUUGCUGACACCAGUACUGCUGCACUGCAGGAUCCCGGGCACUGCAUUUCAGAACGGAGCAAAACUAUAACCGUGUAUUUCUACUUAUCCCAGACGUGGGCAGCAAAGGAAGCCACCCACUCACCCGCAGCUCCCAACGGAGACAUCCAGCUGGGUGUAGAGAAUCCUGGGUAGUAACACAGUGUUUUCCAGACGUGCACUACCGUAGCUACCUAUCCAUGUGUGAUACUGUGAACCUUUUUAAUUUUUUAAUCAUGUAUUUAUUUCUUUUAUCUUUGCACAGAGACAGCACCAAUGUGCUUUUUUAAA